UAAAAAUAAACCAACAUAAAGAGCAGAACACAUAUGUUUCUUAGAAAUUUAAGUUAACUUAUCGCAAAAGUUGAAUCCUAUCUUUUGAUAUUUCAGAUAGACGGUAAAUGCUUGUUCUAAUGGUAUCAUCUAUCCUAUAUUAUAUUAACCCAGAUUCUCUUUACAUUGGAGCCUUUUUAGUUUUAGGCCAUGACAGCUAUAAAAGUGCAUGGUGGUAUCGAUAUUUUAAGGCUACCGGUAAACGAGGAGGAACAUGUUUGUCCUCCAUGGCGCAUCAAAUAUACCCAGUCUCACAUACUCCAUUCUAAGUGUUCUAAGAGCGAGAAUGGCUGUGGCACUGACACUGCAAACGCCUGUCAAUUUUGCCUGUACAGCAUGGCGUUAGAAUUGCCACAUAUGCCAGAUAUGGUGUUUCCCAAUAACAUGUUAUCCCUGAUACAUCAGAAUGGAGCAGCACUGCAAUUUAAUGCCCUGGACGCUCUAAGAUACGUUUCCAAUGGGAAGAUUAAUGUGCAGCUCGCUUGUGCAGAAGCAUGGAAAGAAUCGAGAUCAGAAAGUAGUGAAUAUCUAGAAGAAAAGAUCAAGCCUUUCGAUUGGACAUUCACUACCAAUUAUACUGGUACGAUAUCUGGCUUUAAAAUCGAAGAAACAAAUGAGAGAAUUGACAUGGACAAAUUGAAACAGAGAGAUAAGAUUAUGUUUUAUCAUGAUUUAACAUUGUUUGAAGAUGAACUUCACGACAAUGGCAUUGCUGUGAGUUCAGUCAAAAUUAGAGUCAUGCCUGGCAGUUUUUUUAUACUCUUGCGAUAUUUUCUUAGAAUCGAUAGCGUAAUGCUAAGAAUAAAUGAUACCCGUAUUUACCAUGAAUUUGGGAAAAAUUACUUGUUACGUGAGUUUACGUCACGAGAAGCCAAAGUUCAAGAUAUUCGCGUUUCCCCGGCACUCUUUUUGGAACCAAGUGCAAUAGCACCUCACCUGCCAUUAACUGGAAGUCGAUACCACAAACUAAUAGUACCUGAAAAAGAAGGAACUGAACUGAAUGAAGAUGUAACGGCACAAAGUGAAAUUACAAGUGAAAAAGAAAUAGUUCAAUCUGACGAACAUACAGCAGAGUGUUCCAUCUCUUAAAGCUUGUGCUAAGGUUUCGAUGUACGACAUUCUUUUCUUGAUAAAUGUGAAAAAGUAAUGAGAAAUUUAUUGUAUGCCAGAAAUCAAUUCUUGCUUGGACAUUUCGGGAAAUGUACUAUACAUAUAUAUACAAUUUUGAAGAUUGAAAACAAUAAAAAAGUUGUAUCGUGUCUUUAUCUGAAAUCAAUAUUAAGAUUCCAUCGCAAUUGAUUUUAAUUAUGCUGGCUUUGUAUCUUUUUCUUUCACUUUUUUAAUAUAAAUUAAGAAAAUCUCAAGAAAAACUAAGCAAUUAUCGAGGUUUAACGAUUAACUCGCACUACAUUCUUACUCGUGUAGCGUUCUAGCCAGUAAUGAGAAGAGUACAAUAAAUUCUGACUCGACCUU
Molecule: messenger RNA, 1512 nt
Organism: Vollenhovia emeryi
Lineage: Eukaryota; Metazoa; Arthropoda; Insecta; Hymenoptera; Formicidae
Product: TIP41-like protein
Exons: 6
Coding region: 190-1128 (312 amino acids)
Biological process (GO): TOR signaling
Cellular component (GO): cytosol
Source: RefSeq, a predicted model, not a curated record